Molecule: messenger RNA, 1541 nt
Organism: Moneuplotes crassus
Lineage: Eukaryota; Ciliophora; Spirotrichea; Euplotida; Euplotidae
Source: the annotation of a GenBank genome assembly
AUGGAAGUUAAACUGACCCCAGAGCAACUUGAAGAUACCAUCACCGCUCUUAAAACUGACAAGAAGAAACGAACCAGAGGACAACUAGAUACCAUCAUGAGUUAUCUCAAGAAACUUCCUCUAUUUGAGGAAGACAUUAGUGAUCUGAACAGCCAGAGAGGGUUAUACCACACCCUUAAUGCUCUUGCGCUCAACAUCCAGUAUGAAAAAUGAGAAAAAGGUCAGAUAGCCAUUGAAUACGAGAGCACAGGAAAGACCUUCUAUAUUAUUGUCAAAGGGAGUGUGACGGUUUAUAUACCUGACAAUAGGCCCAACAUUUCUCGAAUAGUCACACAGAGGCGAGCAACCUUCAAAACAUCUCUCGAACAACAUGAGGAGAUGAAGUUCAUAGAUAUGGGCCAUCUCGGCCCAGGAAGAAAUUUUGGAGAAAGAGCUUGACUUACUGGUAAACCCAGGAUGGCUAGGAUUCAAUGCAAUGAGGAAUGCCACUUCGCUAUAGUUAGGAGGAAUGACUACAGGACUAUCAUAGGGGCUCUACAUCAGCAAAAAUAAAACUGCGCUUGCUGAAUUUCUUAAGCAGAUGCCAUUUAUUUCUCAUUGGUCAAUAACUCACCUGAGUAAGCUCAGUGAGAUUGUUGAGAAAACUGCACUUAUUAGGAACCAGUAUUUGAUUAAAGAAAAAGAACCUCUGAAAUAUAUCUACAUUAUUCGGUCAGGAGAGUUUGAAACUUUCAAAACCUUCCCUAAAGUUGACCAAGAGCUUAAGAAGCGUGACUAUGACCAGAAAGUGCUGAAGCCAAUGCUAAGGGUAUCUAGACUGUGCAGUCCUCAGGCCAAAAAGAAUCACAAAAAUGCUCUUACAAAUGCACUUUUCGUCUCGCCAAGGAUGAAAAUCUUCUUUAAUCUCCCUAAAACUAGAAGGAUUAGUUUAGGAUCUCUGAGUAAAGGACAAAUAGUCUCCGAAAAUGAUGCGCAUGGCUCAAAAAUAUCUACAGUGGCUGUAAAAUGACGUUCCUCAGCUGGAGAAGUCUAUCGUAUAGCUAUGAAUGACUUUCUUUCUUACCUAAAGCGUGAUCCAGAUGCAUGGCAAAAAUUCUCAGAGCAUUCUAAGGCUAAAGACAAAGAGAUUAUUGCUAGAGUAUCAAAUUACCGCAAACAAUUCCGAAAUUUCAGCUCAAAAUAAUCGUUUACAACCAAAGAAUCUUAAAUCCUUCUUGAGGAAUUUGAACCCGAAUGAGCUGGAUGUUCGUAGGACAAUGAGAGAGAUUGUCAAGAAUAAGAAUAACAGCUUUACUAAUAUGGAAACUAAGACUAUGAAUUCACAAAUCAGAGAGAAACGAAUGUCUCUCUUUACCACUCAAGCCAGCUUUAGGAACCUCCAUACAAGUGAAAAGAGGCUAAGAACCUCUAUGAAAAGGAGCAGACAGAAAAGGAAAACCCUUCUAAUGGCAAGGACUAGUCGAAAUUUUGCAGAAUUUGAUAAUUAAUCAUCAAUAGUCUAACUUCAAAAACUCCAAAGGCUAUAAAAAGAGAAUACUGGU